AGGGAGUGAGGGAGGUGGGAGAAGUGAACACAGCGGGAGCCUGCGUAGGAAGCAAAACCCAGUGUGGAGGCUUGUUCUUCCAGGGCCAGCGACGCUCGGGAGGGCCACAGCGGGGCUCGGAGCCGCUGGGCUGCGGCUAUGAGGCUCCUGGCUCCCGGCACGUAGCUCGACCCGGUGCCAGCUCUUCCUGUUGGUUGUCCCCGCAUCGGGCACUCAGGCCCACCCCGGGGCCCUAGUGGCUUCCCUUUCCAAAACCCCUGGACGCCGGGUAGGGUCCAGGGUAGGAGGGUGGCCACGCGGCUGCGGAGGAGCCCCAAGGGCUCUCUUGGGACUCCGAGGACCCGUCCCGCACCGCGAGAGCCACAGCCCUGCGCCGUCCCUGCAGAUGUCGGGAGCUAUCUUCGGGCCCCUGGAGGGCCCAGGCGCCCUGGACGCCGCGAGCGGCCACCCGCUCGUGUGCCCUCUGUGCCAGGCGCAGUACGAGCGCCCGUGCCUGCUGGACUGCUUCCACGACUUCUGCGCCGGCUGCCUGCGUGGCCGGGCUGUGGACGGCCGCCUGACCUGCCCGCUGUGUCAACACCAGACCGUGGUGAAGGGUCCCAAUUGGCUCCCACCGGUGGACCGGCUGCUGCAGUUCCUGGUGGACAGCUCCGGGGAUGGCGUGGAGGCGGUGCAUUGUGCCAACUGUGACCUGGAGUGCAGCAAGCAGGACGCGGAGACCACGUACUUCUGCAACACCUGCGAGCAGCCCCUGUGCGCGCGCUGCCGCGACGAGACGCACCGGGCACGCAUGUUCACACGCCACGACAUUGUGGCCCUAGGCCAGCGCAGCCGCGACGUGAUCCAGAAAUGCACGCUGCACGCGGAGCCCUACAUCAUGUUCUCCACCGACAAGAAGUCGCUCUUGUGCAUCCGCUGUUUCCGGGACCUGCAGGGGGAGAGUCGCGCCCACUGCGUGGACCUGGAGUCGGCUUACGUGCAGGGCUGCGAGCGGCUGGAGCAGGCCGUGCUGGCCGUGAAGGCCCUGCAGACGGCCACCCGGGAGGCCAUUGCGCUGCUGCAGGCCAUGGUGGAGGAGGUGCGGCGCAGCGCAGCUGAGGAAGAUGCUGCUAUCCACGCCCUCUUCGGCAGCAUGCAGGACAAACUGGCAGAGAGGAAAGCACUGCUGUUACAGACCGUGCAGAGCUUGGCCAACAAGGCUGAGUUCCUGGACCUGGGCUACGAGCUGAUGGAGAGGCUGCAGGGCAUUGUCACAGGGCCGCAUCGGCUAAGACCAGCGCAGAGCAGCAAGAUCACCAGCGACCACCGCGCCGAGUUCGCACGCUGUCUGGAGCCGCUGCUGCUGCUGGGGCCAAGUCAGGCUGCCCCUGCCGCCAAUACGCUGCCAGGGGGCUCAGGACCCAAGGUGCUGAUGGGAGCCAGCUGCCCCUCCCCAGUGAGAAAGAUGCCAGGGUCACCGGUCCAAAAGCCCACCCUGCACCGGUCCAUCAGCACCAAGGUGCUGUUGGCUGAGGGGGAAGACACGCCCUUCACAGAGCACUGCCGCCACUAUGAGGACUCCUACCAGGGUCUGCAGGCGGAGGUGCAGAACCUGAAGGACCAGGUGCAGGAGCUGCACCGCGACCUCACCAAGCACCAUUCACUCAUCAAGGCCGAGAUCAUGGGUGACAUCCUGAGCAGGUCCCUGCAGCUGGAUGCACGGAUCGCCUCUGAGUACAGCUCUGCAGAGGGCAUGAGAGCAGUCUUCCAGGAGAUCUGGGAGGACUCCUACCAGAGAGUAGCCAACGAGCAGGAGAUUUAUGAAGCCCAGCUCCAUGACCUUCUGCAGCUCAAGCAGGAGAAUGCCUACCUGACCACCAUCACCAAGCAGAUCACACCCUACGUCCGCUCCAUUGCCAAGGUGAAGGAGAGGCUGGAGCCCAGGUUUCAGCUGCCUAUGGAUGAACAGUCAGAGACUCCACAAAGCAUGUAUGAGGACAGGAAUAGCGAGAUCCUGGCCAGGAAUGAUCCAGGAAGUGUCAUGGAGAAGGGAGAGAAGACAUCAGAGUCCAAAGGAAACAGCAGGGCUCUGAGUGGUGCCUCUGAAGACCCUCCACUGAAGAACAGAGACCACCUGAGACCCAAGCAGAAAAAUGGGGAUGAUAUUUCCACAUGCCGAGAGCAGCCAACUUAGCAAACAGGCCCUGAACCAACUAGCUGGGCUUUCAUGACGGGCACAUGGAGACUGGGAUACUUAAGAAAAGAUUGUUCUCAUUAUGGUCUCUUCUUUCAAAGGUGACACUUGAUCAAAAGUAAACCUCAGAAAAGAAAAGCCAGGCUGCUACACUUCUGUGUUCCCAGCACACAAGCUCACGAGGGUGAUUUCCCAUUCCCACCAGCAAUGUGCUGCCCACAGCCUGCCUGUUCAGCACCACGCUGGGUGUCUAUGGGCUGAGCCUUGUUCUCUGAAGCCAACAGGUCCUGCUGCCCCUAUAGGCAUCAAGACUCCACCACAGCACAGCACCUGCUCUGACGCCAAGGAAGCCAGUUUCUGCCUCACUGUUGACCUGGUGCCACCAGAAAGUCCCACCCAGUAAUCUGAGCAGUGACUCACAAAAAGGUCAGGGCAGAGGUCACAAAGCCCAGGGACAGCCUCUGGCCAGCCCUGUGGCACAUCUCCGCGUGACCCUGUCAGGGCUUUCCCCAGCUACCUUGACUCGUUCCCUCGCUGCCAGGAGUGAUAUGCGGUGGCCCUUCUCCAGGCAUUCUCUCCUGUCACUUUCCACUCCUACACAGCACCCUCUUAACAAGUGCUCAACAAAACAACCUGAGAUGGGACAUUUAAGUGUGGAGGCUGAACGAUACCCCCUAGUCACAUUUUAGGCAAAUAUCCAGGUCCACUCGGUGGUCUCAAUAGCAAAUGGCCUCUAUGGACGUCAAUACAAAAAUGCUGAAGUCCACAUCCCAAAGCGGCACAAACCUGUGUGGCAGCUUAAGGAAAAAGGAACGCAUCAUUAGGAAUUGGGCAGAGGCAGGAACUCAGAGAGGGCCAAGGAGGCACAGCAUGCCUGAUCUGAUGCCGGCAGCUAUGGACCUUCCUUAUCCAGGCCAUCAAAGGCAUGUGAUCACCUCAGGGCUUCCACAUUCCACACAGUCACACUGUCAUCUGUAGUGAAAUCAAGUACAGUUUAUUUAAGAAUUGGAAAGAAUAAUCAGUAUCUGUGAAAGAAAAUCCAAUUGAAAAUAUUUAAAUAAACAUUUCUGUAUGUAAAAAGAGUAGAAUAAUUACUCUGUAAGUCCCUCUCCUUGCGACGGGAUGGGCUGCCUCCACUCAGGCUGGCGGGGUCUUCUGGGCCCAGGACAAGCAGCCAGAGUGGGCGCUUCCCACCACAUCAGAGAGGCUGAGGUCUCUAGCCCUGCUGAGCCGCUAGGAAAGCCAACUACGGUGGUGCAACUACCUAAGGCAGUGAGAAAGUGCAGAGGGAACGGGGCUCACUGUGGCAGGAUGUGACCAAGGAGCUCUGGCUGAGACCUCACCACGUCUGACACUGACACAGCUUAGUGGUCUAAGAACGUCUUCCCUGUCAUGCCAAUCCCCAGUAAGCAAGUGGGAACCAUCAGUAAAGCCUACCUUCUAGGCUCAAGAAGCAGCUCACACCAAGGAGGACACCAGGGAUGUGUCCUUUGUUUUCCACCCCAGAGGCUCACCUUCUACUGCUUUGCCAACACUACAUUGCUCAGCAGUGGCCUGCAGAUCUUCAUGAAAUGUUUCAUUUUAUGCUGUUUCAAAGUAGCUUGCUUUCUGUACAAUACCCAUUCUUUAUUUAAGAAUCUCCACUUUCACACUUGCAAAGAAAUCUGACAGUUUCUCAACGUGAGGAAACCGGUAAUGUGGCCUUUACAGAGAGUACCCAAAAAGCCUUUGCUCACUGACCUGAUUUUCUGCCCUGGGCCUGUCACUGCUACAUUUGUAAAUUAAAAAAUAAUCUCAACAGCAGCAGGCGAGGUCAAUCCACAGUUCACCCUUCAUCCCUAAGCCAUGGCUGUCUCCUGCCCUGGGACUACAGUGAGGAUAGGAACGUUCUCACUACCACGCCGUGGGAAUUACUUUUUAAAACAAUGCAAUGUCAGCCUUCAGUGAUAUGAAGCAGCAUCACUGUGAAACCUCAAGACUUAGGAUCCUUUGCUCCUGGGCCUGGAAAGAAGGUAAGCUUAUUGGCCUGCAGCAGAUGGAUGCUGACAUCAAAUGCCAACACCCAGCCUUA
Molecule: messenger RNA, 4244 nt
Organism: Sciurus carolinensis (gray squirrel)
Lineage: Eukaryota; Metazoa; Chordata; Mammalia; Rodentia; Sciuridae
Gene: Rnf207
Product: ring finger protein 207
Exons: 16
Coding region: 386-2173 (595 amino acids)
Biological process (GO): regulation of heart looping; regulation of cardiac muscle contraction
Cellular component (GO): perinuclear region of cytoplasm
Molecular function (GO): Hsp70 protein binding; zinc ion binding; transmembrane transporter binding
Source: RefSeq, a predicted model, not a curated record